CGGGCGGAGGCCAGGGGAGGCGGCGGCGGCCGUUGGAGCGCGACAGUCCCUGCCUCGCUGUGUUCCUUUCGUUUUCACGGCUUGGUAGAGAGAGCUGCCCUUCGUUACCUGCUGUUAACAGCUAAGGACGGGAUCGGCGAAUCAGUUUGUUAUUCCAGGGUUCAUUUGUGAUCCCUCAAAUAGCCGAAGAGGCGCCGGGGCUGAGUAAGGUUGCAGAAGUAGAGAACCUUGUCGCCCACUUGGCGGAGGUUGGGGCUGUAGCUUGGCUCGGCACCGAAAACGAGGCACAUCUGCAGUGGCCAUCUCUUCGAGGACCCACUUUCGGCCUCUGGAAAUAUAAGGGCUCUACCUUGUAGUGCCCAACCCCAGGGCCUGAGGCCAAGGCUCUUCCUUGCCCCCUUCUGCUCCCCCGUUUGACUUUAAAUUUUUGGAAUUAAUUUUAGACUCACAGAAGUUGCAGAAGCGGCUUUCCCUAUUGUUAAUAUCUUAUGUCACUUAUGUUGAUAUCUAAUGUACAUAUGUCAAAACUGAGAAGUGAACACUGGCAUAAUACUGUUAAGUACAAACGCUAUACAGGGUUUGCCAGUUUUUUCCACUUAGUUUUCUGUUCCAGUAUCCAGAUCAGAAUACCACAUUGCACUUAGCCUGCCUCGUUUUUAAUUGGUUAAGAGCCGGAAUCUCCUCUCUCAUCCCCCUCCGCACUCCAUGACCUGAGCUACUUCUUCAAAUUCAAGAAAUAUUUACUCAUUCUUUUAAUUUAGCGAGUAUUUAUUGGUAGUCUGUUAUAUGCCAGGCCCUGUCCUAGAUACUGGGGAUUCAGCAUUGAACUAGAUAAUCCUGCCCUCAUAUGGGUGCCAGAUAAAGUCUACUGGAACCCAAAGGUCUGGAUUCUGCCCUUUUGUAUUUAACGAUUCUUUUUUUUUUUUUUUUUUUAAGAACAUGCCACUUAGGAUAAUUUUUAAGUUGGUUGAAAUCAGCAUUAAACUUACCUAUCCCUUGCGAUUUAAUCUAAACUUUAUUAUAAAUUUCCAGGUGAUAGGAUUACCUCUUUCAUCUUCCAUUAUCGAUUUUUUCCCUCUCAAAAGUUAUUUCUAGCCUGAGAAAAAUACAGCGCACAAAGAAAUACUAAGUACACAGGACUGAAGACCCUCCUAUAGAUGGAGUUUCUCUCGUGUCGUGGUGCCAGAAGAAGGUUCUUCAUCCAGAGUCAUAGUGCAUGUGGAUCUGGAUUGCUUUUAUGCACAAGUAGAAAUGAUAUCAAAUCCGGAACUGAAGGGUAAACCUUUAGGGGUUCAGCAGAAAUAUUUGGUGGUUACCUGCAACUAUGAAGCUAGGAAACUUGGAGUUAAGAAACUUAUGACUGUCAGAGAUGCAAAAGAAAAAUGUCCACAGCUGGUAUUAGUUAAUGGAGAAGACUUGACACGUUACAGAGAGAUGUCAUAUAAGGUUACAGAGUUGUUGGAAGAAUUUAGUCCAGUUGUUGAGAGACUGGGAUUUGAUGAAAACUUUGUGGAUCUAACAGAGAUGGUUGAGAAGAGACGACAGCAGCUUCAAAGUGGUGAACUUUCAGCACUGACUGUGUGGGGUCAUGUAUAUAAUGACCAGUAUGUAAACCUGCAUGACAUCUUGCACGUCAGACUCCUUGUUGGAUCUCAGAUUGCAGCAGAGAUGCGGGAAGCCAUGUAUAAUCAACUGGGUCUCACUGGCUGUGCUGGAGUGGCUUCUAAUAAAUUAUUGGCAAAAUUAGUUUCUGGUGUUUUUAAACCAAAUCAACAAACAGUCUUACUACCUGAAAGUUCUCAAGUUCUCAUUCAGAGCUUGAACCAUGUAAAGGAAAUGCCUGGUAUUGGCUAUAAAACUACCAAACGUCUUGAAGCUCUGGGUAUCAGAAGUGUGCGUGAUCUCCAAACCUUUUCAUCCAAAAUACUAGAAAAGGAAUUAGGAAUUUCAGUUGCACAGCGUAUUCAGAAGCUCAGUUUUGGAGAGGAUAACUCUCCUGUGACACCCUCAGGACCACCUCAGUCCUUUAGUGAAGAGGAUUCAUUUAAAAAAUGUUCAUCGGAAGUUGAAGCUAAAAAUAAGAUUGAAGAACUACUUGCCAGUCUUUUGAACAGAGUAUGCCAAGAUGGAAGGAAGCCACAUACAAUAAGAUUAAUAAUCCGUCGGUAUUCACCUGAGAAUCACUGUAGCCGUGAGAGUCGUCAGUGCCCUAUUCCAUCGCAUGUAAUUCAGAAGUUAGGGACAGGAAAUUAUGAUGUGAUGACUCCAAUGGUUGAUAUACUUAUGAAACUUUUUCGAAAUAUGGUGAAUGUGAAGAUGCCAUUUCAUCUUACCCUUUUAAGUGUGUGCCUCUGCAACCUUAAAGCAUUAACUACUGCUAAGAAAGGGACUAUUGAUUAUUAUUUAACACCAUCAUUAUCGACAACUUCCCGCUCUGGCAAGCGCAGUUUUAAAAUGAAAGACACUCAUGUGGAAGAUUUUUCCAAAGACAAAGAAACAAGUUGGGAUUUUCUACCAUCUGGAAGAAUUGAAAGUACAAGAACUGGGGAAGCUCCAGUAGAUACUACACAUUUUUCUAAAGAAAAAGACACUGAUGAAUUCCCACUCUGGUCACUUUCUGAAGGUAUUGACCAAGAAGUCUUUAAGGAACUUCCAGUAGAUAUUCAAGAAGAAAUCCUUUCUGGAAAAUCUGGAGAAAAACUUGAAGGCAAAGAAAGUUUGAGUUGUCCAUUACAUGCUUCUAGAGGAGUAUUAUCUUUCUUUUCUACAAAACAAAUGAAAGAUAGUCCCUUAAAUCCUAAAGAUCAUUUAUCCAGUAGCAAACAGAUGUCUUCUUCCUGUGAACCAGGAACAUCAGGUUUAAGUAGCAGUAGUUGCUCUUCUCCGUCUAGCCAAAAGGAUUAUUCACAUUAUUUAGACAGUAGAUUAAAAGAUGAGCAAAUGAGUCAAGGACCUAAAGAAUCUCAAGGAUUUCACUUUUCACAUACAAACCCCGCUGUAUCUAUUUUCCAUUCAUUUCCAAAUUUGCAGAGUGAGCAACUUUUCUCCACAAACCACACUACAGAUAGCCAUAAGGAACCACUAGCAACAGUCUCUCAUCAUGAAGGACUUCCAGAAAAUAGAGAGCAAGAUUCUACUGAUGAGAAAAUUACCUUUCCUUCUGACAUUGAUCCUGAAGUUUUCUAUGAACUACCAGAAGAGGUACAAAAAGAGCUGUUGGCACACUGGAAGAGAACAGGAUCAGAUUUCCACAUUGUACAUAAAUAAGCAUGUUCAGAAAAAGGUCUAGAAAGCAAAGGAAAGGCCAUUGUUCUCAGAUCUAGCAGUUUAUUAAGCUCCUCUAAAUUAAACACUAAUAGGUAUUCAAUAAUGUAGAAAUCUAAUAUAAGAUGUUCCAGAUAAAAGCAAGUGUAGUAAUGGGAAGUAAAUUCUGGCACAAAACAUAAAAAUAUUUAUAACAGAAA
Molecule: messenger RNA, 3464 nt
Organism: Prionailurus viverrinus (fishing cat)
Lineage: Eukaryota; Metazoa; Chordata; Mammalia; Carnivora; Felidae
Gene: POLI
Product: DNA polymerase iota
Exons: 10
Coding region: 1252-3267 (671 amino acids)
Biological process (GO): translesion synthesis
Molecular function (GO): DNA-directed DNA polymerase activity; damaged DNA binding
Source: RefSeq, a predicted model, not a curated record